This is a messenger RNA of Prorocentrum cordatum, 2281 nucleotides long. The record is from the annotation of a GenBank genome assembly. Lineage: Eukaryota; Dinophyceae; Prorocentrales; Prorocentraceae.
GGUGCUGGACCCCACGAACAUGGGCUCCGCCGUGCCGCUGAGGUCCACGGCGCGCCUGGGCCCACCCUCGCCGGCGUACGCGUGUGCCAUGCUGGGCCCCUCGCCGCCCGCGCUGGAUCUCGUCAGGCCUGGCAGCGCCGCACCGCCGCGCAGCCCCACGCGCCCGGGCAGCCCGACGCCUGCGUCUGGCGCCAUGACGCCGGGCAGCCCCGCGCCCGCGCUGGACCCCCUUCGCUCUGGCAGCGCAGCCUCGCCGCGGAGCCCCGUCAGGUGCGGACCGACGGCGCCUGUCUACGGCCUGUCCCGCCCAGGAGCGGCCACGCCGCCGCCCGACCCCGUGCACACCGGCCCGACGCUGCCUCCGAGGAGCCCGCUCCGCCCUGGGCCGAGCACUCCGCUGUAUGGCAUGUCCCGCCCCGGCAGCCCCCCGUCCGUGAUGGACUUCGCGCACCCAGGGCUGCCGGCCUCCUCGCGGAGCUCCAUCCGCCCGGGCCCCGCGCCGCCCCCGUACGGCAUGUCUCGCCUGGGCAGCCCGCCUCCCGCGCUGGACCACGUGCACCCUGGCAGCCAGACCUCGGCGAGGCACCUGGCGAGGUUCGGCCCCUCGAUCGAGCUUUAUGGCGUGCAGACCAUGGCGAGUUCGGUGCCAGCAUUGGACCUCAUGUCGCUGGGCAGCGCCACACCAGCGAGGAGCCCCGUCCGCCCCGGCAGCACCACGCCCACCUCCGGCAUGACCGCUCCCGGACCGCCGCCGCCCACCUCGGACCCCGUCAACUCGGGCUCGACCACGCCCUCGAGGUCACCGAUGCGGACAGGCCCCUUGGCGCUGACCUACGGCCUGUCACGUUCGGGUGCCGCACCCUUGCUGAUGGACUACCAGAGCCCAGGGCCGCCGCCUCCUCCGAGGAGCACCGCUCGCUUGGGCGCGUCGACCCCCGCGUACGGGGCGAUCCGCCCCGGACCCCCGCCGCCGGCGCCUGACUCGAUCAACCUGGGAUCCAUGGCGCCACCCCGCAGCCCCUUGAGGCCGGGCAGCCCCACGCCGACCUAUGGCUUGGCCCAUCCGGGGCCGCCGCCGCCGGUGCUCGACCUCGCCACGCCGGGCCCGCCCACCCCACCCAGGAGCCUGGCGCGCUGCGGGGCGCCCAUGCCAGCCUACGGACCGUCGCGCCCUGGCCUCCCGCUGCCUUCGCUGGACCCCGUGAGCCUGGGGCCCAGCCCGCCGCCGCGGGGCCCCUUCCGCUCGGGGCCUGCGCCGCCCGCCUCUGGCACGACCCGCCUGGGCCUGCCAGUGUCGGCUCCGGACCCCGUGAGUCUGGGGCCCCCGCUGCCGCUGCGGAGUCGCAUGUGCACGGGCAGCCCCACGCCCGCCUCUGGGAUGGCACGCCUGGGGCCUCCGCCCCCCACACCAGACCUCCUGCAGCUCGGCCCGACGCUCCUGCUGCGCAGCCCUUGCCGGCCUGGGCCGCCGACGCCCGUCUACGGCCUGGCCAAGCCUGGCCCGCCGCCACCAGCGCUGGACCCCACCAGCGCAGGCCUUUCCGCUUCGCCUCGCAGCCCACUCCGCCUGGGCCCCUGUCCGCCAGCCUCUGGCCCGACGAGGCCAGGUCCGCCCACGCCCGCUCUCGACCCCCUGCGCCUUGGGCCGACCCCGCCGCCCCGCAGCUUCGUGCGCCUGGGUGCCUCGACGCCGCCCUACGGAUGCUCGCGCCCGGGUCUCUCCCUGCCUGCGGCGGACUCUCUGCAUCCAGGGCCGCCGUUCCCCCUGCGCAGCUCGGCACGACUCGGAGCCAGCUUGCCAGUCUGGGGCCUGUCGAUGCCGGGGCCGUCCUCGUUGGCGCCAGAUUACGCGAGCCCCGGACCAACGCUGCUACCGCAGAGUCUGGUGCGCACGGGCCCACCUCUGCCGACAUACGGCAUGUCCCGCCCGGGGAGCCCGCCUCUGGCGUCUGACCUCGCCCACCCUGGGAGCUCGCCCUCGGCCAACGAGUUCGUUCGGCCAGGGGACACGACGCCGCCCUCCGGCUUGUCGAGGCCAGGCAGCGCCACAUCGGCCCCGGACCACGUCACGCCUGGCAGCCCGCCGCCCCCGCGCAGCCCCGCUCGCACGGGCCUCCCCCCGCCCACCUACGGCCUGAGCCGGCCAGGCCCGCCGCCGCCAGCGCCCGACACGAUCGGGCCAGGGUCGGCCUCGUCUCCGAGGGGCCCGGCCCGGCCCGGCCCACCCCCGCCAGCCUCUGGCACGUCGCGCCUCGGGCCGCCGCCGCCGGCCCCAGACCCC